AUGACUCAAAAAAUUAUGCUCUUUUGCAUUCUCGAUGGCGACUCUUCCGCAUUUAAAGUCCAAUUGGAUGCUGAUGACUCAAUUGCUGCUCUCAAAAAAGCAAUCAAGAAGGAAAAAGAAAACGACUUCCGAGAGAUUGUUGCCGACAAAUUGAAUCUCUGGCAUGUCUCCAUCGUAAUCGGAGACGAUGAGGACGAAAAAACCAUUACACUUUCAGAACACCCAAAUGCAAAAAAGCUUUGUGCAACAAGCAAGAUCUCUGAGAUUUUCGGCACUACACCAGAAAAGAAAACCAUACACGUCAUUGUCCAGAGGCCGUCGGCAGAUCCGUCUACUUCCACUUCGAUACCGCGACUUUUGAAAAAAAAGAGGUGGACCGUCAAUGAACCGAUCAGAUUCGACGAAGUUAAUCAGGUCUACUAUGUGGAUCCUGCGGACCAUGACAACAAUGAGGAAAUACUACAGGGCGUUUUUGACCGCGAGAUAGUGAUGCUCAUAGGCGCACGUGCCUCUGGAAAAACAACACGGUUGUAUCGACUUAUCACCCAAUUAGCUGACUUUGGAUAUCGCUGCCUCCCACUAUCAUUUGAGGGAGUUGCCGUUGGCAAUAAUGAGCCUGAUUUCUGGAAAACUUUUGGAAAUGCUCUUCGCCGCAACUAUAAAGUCGAUGAUAUUACAACCAAACGAGAUUUUCUCGAUGCUUUCGGUCGAACUAAAUUCAAGGACGAGAAGAUUGUCAUCUUGGUUGACGAGUUUGAUUUACUGUUUAACGCAAGCGACGAGAUCCGCAACCAAUGCUUACAGGCGUUUCGAGCAAUCCGACAGAACAACCAUUUAUACGCCAUUGACAGUAUUGUCUUAUGUGGAACCUUUAGUCUUCAGCACCUUAGCACAACAGGUCAACACAUACCCCGUUCAAUGUCAACAAUACUAUCAGGAACCCGUAUUUCACUCUUGAUCAAACGCAGCAGCUCUUUAAUGACUAUGCGAAGAUGA
Messenger RNA from Lobosporangium transversale, 996 nucleotides. RefSeq lists its product as hypothetical. Lineage: Eukaryota; Fungi; Mortierellomycota; Mortierellomycetes; Mortierellales; Mortierellaceae. The transcript has 4 exons. The coding region runs from base 1 to 996 and encodes 331 amino acids. The record is from RefSeq and is a predicted model, not a curated record.